Messenger RNA from Lymnaea stagnalis (great pond snail), 12841 nucleotides. The record is from the annotation of a GenBank genome assembly. NCBI's taxonomy places the organism in Eukaryota, Metazoa, Mollusca, Gastropoda, Lymnaeidae.
GUCCUUAGUUUUUAAAUUCAUAAUUAAUUAAACAAAGAAGCGAAAGUGGUCAUAAACUUUAAAAACUAAAAAGAUGACGUAAUACACAAUGUACCUGUUUCACUAUUUUGCCAUUGUUACGCACUUUCGUGGAAUUAAAUAAUAUCUUUCGCCGAGUCAUUGAUUAGAUAGUCUACAUUUUAAAGAAAAAUCAUGAAUCGCUUAUUUGGUGGUAAAAAUAAAGGUCAAUCGGCCACGAAUCUACAAGCACAAAGGUUGAAACAAGUGGAAAGCUUGAAAAAAAUAGGGUAUGCAGCGUUUAGUUCUUAAUUAUUAAAAAGUAGGCUUAAUUUUCAUUUGCAGAUUCAGUUUCAGAAUCAUUGUCAUUAACUUAAAGUUUUAACUCUCAACUAUUUUUUAUUUUCUGACAAUUUUAACUUUUUUUCUCUCUCAUUAGGUACCUUUACAGUCUAACAUAUCAAUAAUAUCAUAAUUAUAAUCAUUGGUCUUAGUCUUGGAUCCAGAAUUGAUUUUAAUCUUAUUAUUAUUAUAUAUUUUUAUUAGUUGAUCAUUGAUCAAUUUUAAAUUUUAGAUCACUUUACUGUAGUUUACUAAUACAGUACUAUAGCCUAUAGGAUACUAUUAAUAGUAUGGGGUAUGUUUUUUUUAUUUAUGGCCAAAAUAUUAGGAUUAAGUUUUUAUAACUAGGUGUGCUAAAUUUUCACAAAAAUAUCCCCCUGGACAACGUACCACAAACAGGUAGAGGCAAAAUAAUAAUUAUUGAGACCUAAGUUAAAGUCUAAAUCUUUAAUUUAUGAUAUCCAUCUAGAAUCAAUGACAUUGAAUCAAUAGUAUCCAUUUUUAUAAAUGAGGUAAAAUAAUUGUGCUAUCAACAAAACCAAAACACAAUGCACAGAAUGUUUUUUUCUAAUUAAAAAUAUAAAUUUACCCAUAAAAUUAAUAUUUUUAACCAAUUUCUUUGCAAGUUAAAUGAUAUUUUUUAAUUAAUAAUUUAGCUUUGACCUAUCAAACCAAUUACUAUCAUCAUUUUUCAUGGUCAGGUCUCACUGAGUACCCUGACUCAGUAAGUCGGUCAUGUAAAAAGUUUGGCCCGCACAUAAAAUGAAGUGACGGGGGGAGGGGGGGCUCCAUUGAUCAUUCUGUUGAUGUGCAUGUUCAAUAAAAUCGAGACUUCCUGUUUUCACCCUUUUGUCAACAACAGCCAUUACAAUUACAACCAACGAAAUAUCUAAUAAAAUUUUACAAAAUAACUUUAAUUGAAAUUGCGUUCUGCAGAAUUUAAAAACAAUUUGUAACUGAGACUGCGGGAGGCAAGUGGUGAUCACAUGUCAUCAGAGUGUCUCCUUGAAUAUCUGAUAGAUACAGUAGUGUCACUAAGCUCAGAUUUUAACUCGGUCUUAAGUUUUGUUUAUGGCAUGGGCAUUAAAUAAUUCACAAUCAGCAUGUAAAUGUAAUAAUAAUAUGUAAAACAAAAAGGUCAGCAUAAAUGAAAUUAGUUUUCUGUGAAUAAUUUGACCUCAUUAUUUUUAGAACCAUUGCCUCGAAUCAUCACUUUUCAGAGAAGACUAUUUUUUAUAUAUUAAUAUGGAGCAUUAAUUAACAAGUUUGACAGACGAAAAAUAAAAACGAACUCACAUUUACAUUUUUUUUAUUCAUAUAAAAAAACCCCCCAAAAAACAGCUGAAGCUAGUUGGUGUAGGUUAAAUUUUUUAUAAAACUGUAUCAUUUUUAGGGAUGAGAGGGGGUAAGGUAUAGGUGUGGGAGGGGGUUACUUAUAAAUGAAAACAUUAAAUAAGGGGUAUGGGAGGAAAAAAAUUGGGGAAUCGCUGCCCUAGAUAGUUCAUGGGCACGAGUACACUGACAUUGGUACUGUUCGGGGUCAUCAAAGUGAAUAAUUUUAGGAUAAUUACUGUAAAAGAAAAGAUACUUUGGGUUUAUACAAUAUUAUUAAAAGGAAAAAUUCAAACAUUGUAAAUAUUUAUAAUUGGCUAUAUUUUGUUUUGCCUUUUAAUAAGCAAUUUUUUAAAAUUUACUUUUAACAGGGCUGUUGAAAUGAUACGGGAUUGUGAAUACAGAAUACCUUUUCAGCAAGGGCAAACAAAAUUUAUUAUUUCAAUGUGAGUGAAGUUUGUGUGUGUAUAAAUUAAAAUGACAUGUCUGAUUUUUUACCACAUUGUUUAAAUAUUCUUUUGAUGCUGAAUGAUAGAAAUCUGAAAAUGAUUUUAAUUUACAUGGAGCUGUCACCAUCAAAAGGUGAAAUUAAAAUAAUUACAAAACGGAAUAAAAGUUAGUUUGAUAAUAUUUAAUUUAUUUUAUAAAUUCUAAACAUAUUUUAAAAUAUAAAUGAAAGGAAUUUAUUGUAUGAUAUAAUAUACUUAACUUACAUCUACAGAAAUCUGCCUCAACAGUUCCCAAGUGAUAAGCCUACAUUAACAGUACAGCCAGCUGUUUCACAUCCAUGGGUGGAUAUGCAAAUGAAAAUUGUUGGAUGUCCUAGUAUAAAUAAUGUAAUAUAACUUUUUUUUCUUCAUUUUUUGCAAAUUUUCUAUAGUUAUGUGCAGUUUAAAUUUUAACUAUGAUGACAUCAAAUUAAUAAUUGAUACAAAACUAAACUCUUCUGGACAAGAAAGGUUGAUCUGCAUUAUAAAGCCAACAUGUUGUUUUUUUUAUUUGUGGGGAGAGGGGCAUCAAAACAUUAUUUUUGGUAAAAAUAGUAAAACUAAUAUAUAAGUUAAGGAUAUCCUGAUUAUUUUGCUAAAUGACAGGUUACGUGAGUAGCAUGACCUUGUCUGAGUGCCACAAAACUAGUCACUCUCUGAAUGUAUAAAUUUUGUGCUAACAUCUUUUUACUGUAUCAAAAGAAACCUCUGUUUAAUUUGUGUUUUCAGUUUUCGAUGCAUUCAGACUUGGGCCAGGCUGUGCAGAUGGUGUUAGAAGAAUUCAAGAAAGUUCCACCACUUACCAUUCCUCAGCACUAGUAUGUUAGACAUAUUAUCCUUAUUGCAUGGGAACAGAUCUCCUAUAAUAUUUUUUAAUUAUAUUAUUGCUGUCCUAUUUAAAAUAAUGUUUAAAAAAAAUAUGUUUUAAGCAGAUUUCUGCUAUACAUGUCUAAUUAUUUUUUCAUACGCAGAUUUAUCAAAACUAAAUGUAUUUUUGUCACUUUCAAGCAUUCUUGGAUCGACCAACCCUACAAUUGGGUCUGCUGUAACCCCACAUUCAGGUGCUUUAACUAGCUAUCCAGGCCAGCCGGUGUGUCCAUAUCCUGGUAGUCAGCCUUCAGCAAUUCCUCCACCCCUACCUCCUCGAAGAACCCCUGGUACAGCGGGUGAACCGGGAUUGGAACAGUCGGCACUAGGGUCAUUCCAAGUACCUAAUUUACAUACAGAAUUUCCAGGGUUAAAAGAUAUGAAGUGAGUGCAACAAAGGUUAAUAGCAUAUAAGGAAUGGUUUAUUUUCUGUUUUUCAUUGUACUCCUUAUCUACUGUAACAGACAGAAAGCUUUUUGUUGUUUAAUGAUCCUGUAGCUAAAUAAGCCAUAGAUGACAGUGUAUACAGCUUUUUAAAUUUUAGCUUAACUUGUUAACUACCAUGAGCCAGUGGGAGCGGCUCGACGUUUCUACCGUUAUGGCCACAAGCCGCUGGUUGUGCAAAUGUUUGUAACGUAUUAAAUGUGACCUAGAUUUAAUUCUGCCACAGCGGCUUUUUCAAUCUGGUAGUUAAUCAGUUAAACUAGUUUGAAUUUAUAGGUGAUUAAUCUCUAAUUUACAUAUUACCAAUGCUGCUACAAAGUCAUCCAUUCAAACUUAAAAUCUUAAACCCAUUUCAUCUCUAUACAAGACUCUAUGAUAUGCAAGAGCUAAUGGAAGAUGAAGAAAAACUUGCAGAAAUGAUACAAAAGGCACCAGAUAUGGUCAAAUUUAUGCAAAAAAGAGACAGCCUUGCUACCACGUGUGUUCAACAGGCAGGUAUGGAGUCACUUUAACAAUAAUGUACUCUUGUUAGUUUUUAAAGCUAUUAAAGUUGUUUUUACAUUUAAAAGGGGGAAAUGAAAACUCAAUAUUGAAAACUUACAUGUCCAAUUGUUUUGUACAGUCGUGCCACAAGUAUCCAAAGGGCAUAGUUUGCAACUUCAGUCAUGUGGUUUUGGCUUUCGGUUACCGGGUACUAGUUCAGUAUAAGUAGCUUGGUCACCACGUAACUUAAGUUAAGAGAGAUAGACUUUGAUCAAUGCAUAACAAAUUUAAUAUUUUACUUAUACUUAGUUAAUAAGCAAUGUAAUACAUACAGAGCUGCCAUACAUAUUUUUAGGCCAACCAAUCUUUCACAAAAAAUGUAAAUCAACUUAUUUUAAAAUAAUAACAAAAAUUAUUUUUCAAACCUUUAUUUGACAUAUUAUGUUAAUUUAGCUAGUGUGACAAUUUGAACCCAUUGCUAUAAGACAUUAAUUUAUUUUUUUGGUUUUCUCAAAGCUAUAAUUGUGCAAACUAGCAUAUUAACAACUAUAAAAUUUAUUGAUUGAUGCUUGAUUGACAGAAUUUCAAAGCUAUUAUUGAGCCAUUAUUUUUGUUGAAUCUUGUUUUAAAUCUUAAAAUAUAUAUUGCAAUUUACUAUAGCUCCUUGCUAUCUCUCCCAUUCGUCUAGAGGAUGCUUAUUUAAUAAUGACUCUUUCCACACAUUCAGAUGUCAAAAGCACAUUAAGACUGAACACAAUUAUCUCCUCAAAGUUACACUGUUAUCUUUAAUAUUAUUAUUCACAUAAUCUGUCCCAAUCAUCAUAACAUAACUCAUUUGAAGAAACAAUAGCUUAAAGACCAAACUGCAGCUGUCUGAAAUUGUCUGCACACACUUUUUCCCAAACAAGGCAAGAUUUGUCACUAUGCAUCACAGAUAUGAUAUUCAUGUCACAAGUACAUCAAAUAUGUAAGAUCGCUCUUGACAAACAAGAAACAUUCAACAAGGAAUCAAACAAGAAACACAGCACACUCUAAAACACCACACACAAUGCUCAACAUCUUCACAUACAAACCAUACUCCACACUACUUUCUGCCAACAAUACCAGUGUUACCACCUUUGUUUUUCUUGAAAUGUUACGGCCCUCUUGCGUUGUCUAAGGUGUAUGAAUCUCUCAAAUAGAACACAAGGUCCAGUGUAACAAUAUAUAAUAUUUAUUAGAUUCUUUACAAAACAGGAUACACAUCAGUCCAACUACCAAUUAUCCACUCGCUCCUAUCGCUACUGACUAACUCUUAACUGACAACUUUCAACGACUAACAAUUCUCUUGCUCUUCUACCUUUCUUCUCUGACCUCUAGCUAACACACAUCCCUUUUAUAAUACCACACAAACAACUCACAAAACACUCUCACGAUUCACGACUCCCCCUACCCAACAUUCACAACAAACUAGUUCACAACAUUCCUCCCCCCUUUCGUUGAUGACAUCAUAAAAUUGCAAUAACCAAAAAAUUAACAGUCUUAUCACUAGAAUUCUAAUAUCAAGUAAAAUACAACAAACUAGUUCACAACAACCAGCAGGAACAUUUUUAUAUUUUAGAAUAUUUCUCUCAGAUAUAUUCUCUCAGAUAACUAAACAAAAUAAAUUUAAAACUCAGGCACUGAAUAUAUAAUUUAUGAAGUGUUUAACCCCUUGGACACGGAGCCUUUUCGGGCUGUCUGUGCCAAAAAGACGGAGCACUUUUUAACGAACUCGGCACUCACAUUGCAAAAAAAAAUUAUAAAAAAUAAAAUAUUUAUUUUCCAUAUAUAAAACUAUAUAUAUUCUUUUAGGAAAUUGAAUAAGCUAAUACAAUAUUUAUAAAUCAAACAGAAAUUUCAACAUUUAUGCAAAUGAGCUAUCCCGAUUUGCAUAAUUUAUGCGUACAAUUUUUGCUUAGACUGAGAAUAAACAUGACUUACCGGUGUAAAUUGUGUGAAUUUUUUGAUAGAUGAAGGAUAAAUAGAUCCUAACACAUGUGUUUUGGGAAAUAAGGCCCAUUGAGGCCCUUUAGACCCCCCUGGCACAGAGUUCUACUCCUUUUCCUGCCCCUGGGGUACUUUUCGGUUGCUACAGACAGAGCAGUCCUUUUCACCAUUGUGCACCCAAUUAUGGUUUAUUUGAGCUGGGUGUUACUGAGAAAGUUGUCUGCAUACUUAUUAGUUAUUAUUAUUCUCUCUCACAAACAUUUUAAUGAUGUUUUAUGUAAAAAUUAGCAUAAAGUACUCAACACCAUUCCCCCAACGCACAGAUGCCAGUAUAUGGAUGCAGCAACGAACACUACUAUUACCAGAGAACUGGGGUGCUUAUCCCAUGAGGCAUAUUUAUAGGUUCUAUUUUUUCUAAAAAUUCAUAGGGGUCAUCUCUAUAAAAUUCAGAACCCCUAAUCCUAAACCAAGGAUUCACAACAUAAUCAUUUUGAUGUCUUAAUUACUUUCCUGGUUGUUUUCAUCAUUGUCAAUGUCAGAUUCACUGCUAGACAGCGAGAAAUCAGAAUCACUUAGCACAAUUUGAUUAGAGUCGCUGUCAGACAUGUUUGAAUUUCACAAUAUAACUAUGCACACACACAAAAAUUCCUGCACACAAAUAAAUUAGUUCACCAUCAACGAACGUCCCCAUUACAAUGCCGGGAUGUGCAGGAAUACGUAAGACUAAUUUUGAUUCGCUGGUAAAGCGCCAAGCCAGCCAAUCGUGAGCCUCAAUUUAUUGGGCCGAUGGUUUGGACUUUUGUCUUUCUCGCUAGUCAACCUUGGGCCGAUAGAUCGGCCCUUACGUCUCCAGAGGGUUAAUACAUGUUAAAGAAGUAGACUCAAUUUUAUUAAUUAGUUAAAAAAUAUCUAUAGACUUAUGUGCUUUCAAUUUUUUUUCUUCCUUAGAAUCUAACUUAUCAAAGAAACCUGAAAUUGAACAACUUAAAAAAUUAGUAAUAGCAAAGGUGAGUUUUUAUUGUCUGAUUUAAUCUUAUUUUAGUGUUUAUUUUAUCAUGGGUUAAAAAAAAAUUUUGAAUUCAUUUAUAUUUACCUAACUUGAAUACCUGUUACAUUUUUUGUAAUGGAUCUUUAAGAGGCACUGCAUUUCUUUGUUUAGCAUAUUAGUUAUUAAUGUAUUUUUUUUUUACUCAAUUUUUAAAAAAAAUAACAAACAUUGAUGAGCUACAUUAACUUAACUUAACCUUAACUUCUUUUAACUCAAACACUUUUAAAGAAUGAAGAGCUAGAGCAAUCAAAGAUGGAUUUUGAAAAGAAUUGUGAGCGACACAUGGCUCUCACAGAUCAGUAUCAUCCAUCUCAUAUACAGACCAAUCUCAAGGUAGCAGUUAUGGAAGCAGAUGAAGAGUCGGAGAUCAUUGCUGAGAAAUUUUUAGAAAGUAAAUUUAAAACUUUCAUUGUUUUGGUUUGCUAUUUCAAAGUUCAUUCAAUAAUUUGUCUAAAUUUUAUUUAACAGUGCUGUUAUUUGGUUACUUAUAGACUGUUCUUUUAUUGUUAAAAAAGUGAACAAGAUGGAGACUUUUCUUAACAUGCAUCGAAUGGUUUCAUAAACCUAACAAUGUUUUUAAAAAAAAAUUUUUAUUUUUAAUACAAUGAUUUAGAAUAAUAACACCAUGGCAACACUUCGAUAAUUACAGGUUAUGUUGUGCUAAGAAUAUCUCCAGUUUCUUCAUCAUUACAUUGGAAGUGAUAUUAGCUAUUAUUGUGACACAUGUCCUUUACCAUUAUUUCUCUUUCAGAGGAACUUGAUUUAGAUGAAUUUCUAAAAACAUUUAUGGAAAAGAGAACGGUGAGUCUUAAUUCUUUUUAGCUAUUUUGCUAUAGAAAUUCACAGUUAAUAUUUGUUGACAUCCUUCAUUUCCAUAAAAAUCAGAUCGUUAUAUUUUUAAAAAAUGUUUUCAAUAAAAGUUGUGAUAGUUAUAGUUUUAAAAAAUGUUUUCAAUAAAAGUUGUGAUAGUUAUAGUUUUAAACAAUGUUUUCAAUAAAAGUUGUGAUAGUUAUAGUUUUAAAAAAUGUUUUCAAUAAAAGUUGUGAUAGUUAUAGUUUUAAAAAAUGUUUUCAAUAAAAGUUGUGAUAGUUAUAGUUUUAAAAAAUGUUUUCAAUAAAAGUUGUGAUAGUUAUAGUUUUAAAAAAUGUUUUCAAUAAAAGUUGUGAUAGUUAUAGUUUUAAAAAAUGUUUUCAAUAAAAGUUGUGAAAUUUUUAAUUACGAAUUAUACACUGAACACAAAUUUUAACAAGCUUUGAAAGUCAAUGUGUAAUGGAAGUUAAAGUCUAAAUAAUGUAUACUUUAUUUUAAGUAAACAUUACUGGAAAUUUAUAUUCCUAAAGAAAGUUUAAUUCAUCCACUAUCUACUGUUAUUAUUUUCAUGAAAAGUUUUAAGUCUGCAGAAUUCUUUGAUACCGUACUGAUAACAAAAUUAUAUGAAUUUAACUUUAAGGGUGGUGAGCUAAUAAGCCAUAGCUGACUCUUACAAGUAAGGCUUUAAUCCUAUAUUCACUGUUGAAUUAAAUAAUUUAUCAGGAAAUGAAUUGUUCCUCUUCAUUAAACUCCACAGUUGUGUCAUUUACGGAGAGCUAAAGAAGAAAAGCUGAACCAGAUUAUAAUCUCCCAGCGAUUGCGCUAUUGAUUUUGUGACUACCCCAGCAAAGUGUUCAGAGAAUUAUGUUUGCUUCUAAGCUCCUGCAAGACUUCUGAGACUGGUUUUCUACUUUGCUUUUUUGUUGAUAACUAACUUUGAGCAUUCCUUAUCUACCAGCUGUUUGUUGCAAAUCUUUGUAAAGAAUAUUAUUUCAUAACACAGAUCUAUAUUUGUGAUUUUAAUCACUUUGAGGACAAUUUAAUGUUUCUGUUGUGAAUUUUUAAAUUAGUGGGUUUUUUUUAAAUUGCGAGCCCCAUUAGAUAUAUUCAAUAUAGUUAACCUUUUUGGUGCCUGUAAAUGUAAUAUAUAAAUUUAUACAUCUAAAGGUGUCAAUUUCUGCUGCACAGACAUCUACUUAUUUCACUGUGUAGCUAAAGUGAUGUUUCCAAUGCAUCUCGUUUGACAUAAUUGGAUUCAGGAUUGAAAAUUUGUCAUUAGUGUCUACAUCAUUUUCUGUACAUCAUAGGAGACUUUAAUCUUGUUCUUCUUUUAGUGGCUGAUUUAAACAAAAAAUUUCUUCUCCUUCAAUAUUAAAAUACUUUGGUUAUGAAACGCAUUGAUAGAAAGUAUUACCGGCAAUAGCAUUUUACUUUAAAGUGUUUCUUCUUGGUUUAUUUUGUUAGUUUUGGCAUGACAGUAUAUCUCUAUUUGUAAGAGGUAACUGGUAUUGCUGAUACAGUUAUCCUUGGUUCUCACUCUACAAGUUAAAUCUUCAACUCAAAGGCUAAAUGUGGUCACUAUCCAGCAUGAGCCAUUGGAUUUAUGUUUCUUCAGCAAAAUAAAUUAGUAACAGACAAUUUGACUUAUAAAUUGUUAAUGAUACAAAAAGCACAGAUUCAGAUCCUGUUCAGGUUUUUUUUUUUUUUUAAAUAUCUUUGUAUGGGUGCAUGAGCUUUGUGGCUUGUUUAGAUUGUAUUGUAAUGCAUGUUUUAUGAUUGCAGUUAUACAAAUAUUUAUGAAUAGAUGGCUAUUACAAAUUACAUAUUUGAUAAUAAAUCUAUUUCACUUUAAUAUCUAAGGCUGAUUGUUAAUAAAACGCAUAAGUGAUGGUUGUAUAUGGGUAAAAAAUCAUUUCAGAAUAAUUUGAAAUGUCAUUGUCACUGCUUGUCAAUAUCUUAUUGACUAACACAAAGUGUAAAUAAUUUAUAAAUGUGCACUUCAACUCUUCAAAUAAUUUCCCCUUAAAUUUCGCGAAACACUUGAGAACCACUGAUUUCAACCUGUUUGUUUUUUCCCCAUCUAGAUGUACAUUAUGUUGAUUUUUACAGCAUGCAUGAUAUAAUAUAAUAUAAUGAUCUGAUAGAAGAAUUAUGCUUAAUGAUCUUAUAUUUUUAUACAGUAUUCCUCCAGUGCAACACAAACAUAUUACUGUAUCAUGUUAUCUAUAGAUUAAGAAGUAAAGCUUCUCAAUCUAUACAAAAUGUAGCAUACUGCCACAUUAUGCUGUCAAAUUAUUCUGUUAAAGAGGCUCUUUAAAGCACUUUGUUUUAAUGUGGUCAGUUUAAUAUUAAUUUAUAAGUAAUAAGAGCUUUUGUUGUUUUUUUUUUGUUUGUUUUUUUUUGGACAGAGUUGUCAAAUAUUCAUGUAUAUAUAAUAUAAUUCUAAAAAAUUGUGGAUUCUUUUAUAAAAAACAUUUCUAAUAAUGUAGAAUUACUUCAUUUCGCACUCUGCACAACCACUUUUAAAAAAGUAUCCUAUGUUAAUGAAAUAGCAUGAUGAUACAGAAUAACACCUUUUUAAAAGAUUGAAAUUGUGGCAGAGUCUGAAUAUAUUGUGAACCGAAUCAAUGUUAAUGGCCUAAUAAUGUUUUAAUACUGGUACAAAUCAUGUUGAUCUCCAAUUAUUUUUUUCUUGAUUUAAUAUAUACAUGUGUUAUUUUUAAGGUCAUUAAAUCAAAGUUUCUGUAUAUAACCUGUGGAUUAAAAGUGUUGUGAAAAAGUUAUAUUUUAGUGAACAUCACAUACCAGAGCUUGCAUAGUCUCAGUAUUAUUAAUUCUGUGAUGCACCGGUAUAAUGAAUAUUACUUCAGUGCAAGACCCAGAUGUCUGUACAAUAUAAUAUAAUAGAUCCUUGUGUACAGUUCAUGUGUUGAUGACGAAAUGAAAAUAUCUUCCUUUGGUUGUUCCAGAACAGAAUAAAUUGUGAAGCUGGUUCCCCCAUAAGCCUCAUUAAAAUAAAUGUGACAUAUAAUAUACCAUUUCAAAGACCUGAUCAACUAAAUUCAGAUAAGAGCUUUAAAUUAUUUAAUGUGAAUAUUCAUUUCAUUGGACCUUGUUUUUGUUGACUUUUUCUAUCAUUUAUUAUUAAAAGGAAUUUUUUGUUAAAUUUACAAUGCUUAUUAUUUUUAUACUUGGGAGUAAUUAACAACAACAGUAAAAGUUUAUGGCAUUUGAAUUAUGAAGGUGUGUAUUUAAUCAUCUGAGUGUAAACUAAACUUAAGAUUUUUCAGAGGAAUUACCAAUGGUCUAAAUGUUCCAUUAUACAAUAAUUAAUUUAUAAAAACAUUAAUUUUUAGGUAUUAUUUAAAGCUAGGAUGGAUAUUUAAAACGCACAUAUUUAUUUGGUAAUAUUAAUAAUAUACAGUUUAGCGGUUUUAACGUAACAAAAUACCAUUUGUCUUUCACUCUUAGUAAAUCUCCACAUAUUUGCUGCAAACAGUCAGACUAGAAAUAGAAAGUUAAAACCCGACAGUUUUUGGUAGGAGUCAAGUAAUGAUGUCAGCCGUAGAUAGGGCUGUACCCCAAGUUCUCUACUGAGACUAACUGUGUCUUUUAGAACUUGACCCACUCAGCUGAAUAGUUUAUUAUGUUUAAAAUACAACUUGUGAUUAUAUCACCAGGAAAAAACUUUUACAAAAACUUUAAUUGCUAUUUGUCAUGUUUGGCUGCAUUAAAAAAAAGUUUUAGUAGUUCGUAGCUUCAAAUUGUUUCCAAGACAUUUCAUUACCGGUAUUAAUGUUAAAAGCUGUAGCACUUUCAAAUCAUUGGUAAUUGAAUAGAAGCAUUCUUUGACAUGUCAAAACUUUUGUGGGAGCAUUAACUUACUAAAAAUAUGCAUUUGAAUUGUUAUAUAGAUCUAAUACUGUAUGUAUUCAUCAGAAAAGGAAAAUUUACUGUUUGGUACAACCUUAAUAGUCAUUCUUUCCUGAAAGCAUUUUAGCCAAUAUUUUCUUUAUGGGGGCAUUUUAUUACAAAAUAAACCUAAGCAUAAUUGAACUAUGUCAAGAGGAUUGAUUGAAAAGAAUUUAAUUGUCGUGCCAUAAAUGUCUGACAUUAUACAGAACCUACCAAAUAUUUAUGUACCUUUAAGCAUGUAUUAUGCCACUAUAAGCUAUGCAUGUGUUCAGCAUAGAUAUCUUGUAUUAUUAAGAAACGUUCUAUAGAAUUGUAAUGCUUUAUAUGAAUAAAAACAGUCUAUCACAUAUGUAUGUAUCAAUUAUAAUUAUCUACUGUAAAUGUCAUACCUGCUGUAAAUGAUCUCCUGUGCCAAUUCUGUUCAAUCUGAUCACACACUUUGUGGUCUUUAGAUUGAAAUGAAACCCAACCAAAAUAUUCUCUAAUAGCUUUCUGUAGGGACACUUACUUCAUAUGAUAAGAUUGAUCAAUUAUUUUUGUCAUACUCUUGUAUUGUAACCUUGCCAUUGAAUUAAGUAUUGGUUCUUCCUGUGUAUUUCUUUGAAGACACAAUGAAUUUGUUUGUAAAAUUGUAUUGCUCUAUCUCAAGUAUGUGACUUAAAUUUAAAGUCAACUGUAUUUAAGCAAAUGAUUUGGCACACAUAAAAAUGUAUAUUUCAAAUGUCAGUUUCUCACCAUUGUCACCUCAUUCUUAAGGUGUGCAUUUUAAUCUAGAGAAUGUUCACUUUGUUCAGUUUUUCAUGUAUUGCAAAAAUCCUUAGUGACACGUAAGUAACUGCUUUCUGUACAAAGAAAAUGGAUUUUGUUAUUGAAUAUUUUUUCAAUUAUUUGGUUACAAAUAAUAUCGCAAUAAUUAUGGUGGCCAAAAAAUGACAAGGAACUGAAAGAAUAGAAGUGAAAAAAGUUAACAAGGUGACGAACAAUUAAACAAAAUGCUUGUUGUUUUUCUUGGCUUUGUUAGAACUUAAAAACCUGAAAUUGAAAUCCAUAUCAUUUUUUUUCUUUGUAUUAAAUUUUUUUACUUUUAAGCAAGUUAUAACUUGAUACUUUCAAGGGUGAAUAAAGAUAAUGCUUUAAUGACUCACUU